This is a messenger RNA of Alnus glutinosa, 1407 nucleotides long. RefSeq lists its product as uncharacterized. The transcript is spliced from 2 exons. NCBI's taxonomy places the organism in Eukaryota, Viridiplantae, Streptophyta, Magnoliopsida, Fagales, Betulaceae. The coding region runs from base 1 to 1407 and encodes 468 amino acids. The record is from RefSeq and is a predicted model, not a curated record.
AUGAAUCAAUCACGGCAUAUUGACAAGUUAGUUGAAAAACAAACAUCACAAGAAACAGAGAACAAUCGGUUGCGGCUCAAAACCUCGGUAGAUAGUGUUCAAUGGCUAGCAUUCCAAGCACGUGCCUUUAGAGGUCAUGAUGAAAGGUCUGACUCAAAAAAUCAAGGUAACUUCAUUGAAUUGAUAAAGCUCCUAGCAACUUAUAAUGAUGAUGUUUCUGGACUUGUCUUGGAAAAUGCUCCAAAAAAUGCGAAAUAUACAUCACCCAAAAUUCAAAAGGAAAUUCUGCAUAUCAUUGCAAAUAAAGUGCGGGAUGUGAUUCGAAAAGAAAUUGGGGAUGCCAAAUUUUGCAUUCUCAUUGAUGAAGCUUGGGAUGAGUCAAAAAGGGAGCAAAUGGCUAUUAUUUUGAGGUUUGUUGAUAAAGAUGGUUUUAUAAGAGAGCGAUUCUUUCAUGUCGUGCAUUUUAAUGAUACUACUGCAUUAACUUUGAAAAAGAAUAUAUGUGCUGUUCUUUCUCGUUACAACCUUCAAAUUGAGAAUAUUCGAGCUUUAGUUGCAGCAUCUAGAGAAGCCAAGCAUAUUCAUCAAUUCUUUAUUCAGUUGGCUUCUAUUAUCAAUAUUGUUGGUGGUUCUUCUAAACGUCAUGAUGAAUUACAAUCUGCUCAAGCUGCUGAAAUUGAAAGUUUGAUUAUUUCUAAUAAAAUUGAGACUGGAAAGGGUGCAAACCAAAUUGGUAAUUUGCAACGACCUAGAGAUACUCGAUGGUCAUCUCAUUAUCAAUCUAUUUACAGCUUGAUAAGUAUGUUUGGUGCAACUUGUUCAGUUAUCAACAAUAUCUCCAAGGAGGGAGCUAAUUAUUCUCAACGUGGAGAUGCUGAAGCGGCUUACAUGGUAUUGACAUCAUUUGAAUUUGUUUUCAUAUUUCAUUUGAUGAAUGAUAUUAUGGGACUCACUAAUAUGUUGUGUCAAACUUUGCAACAAAAAUCUAUAGACAUUUUAAAUGCCGUGAGUCAAGUUUCAACUACACAAUUACUCAUUCAACAGAGGAGAGAAGAUGGAUGGGAGCCUUUGCUUGCUACUGUUAAAUCAUUUUGUGAAGAAAAUGAUAUUGAUAGUUCUGAUAUGAAUGCUCAUUACAGUAGAGCUCGAGGUCGAUCUCGUCGUCAAGAUGAAGAGUCUUUGACAACAGUUGAGCAUCAUUUUAGAGUUGAUAUAUUUACUGCUGCAAUAGACUUUCAAUUACAAGAAUUGAAAAAUAGAUUUGGUGAGCAGGCUGUAGAACUCCUCACUCUUAGCGUUGCUUUAAGUCCGAAAGAUGCAUACAAAUCAUUUAAGAUUGAUGAUAUAUGCAAAUUAGCUGAGAAGUUUUAUCCUAAAGAUUCAACAAGCAAGAAAGAUUCUGUUUGA